Cercospora beticola is the source of this 1613-nucleotide messenger RNA. Its product is annotated as cytochrome P450. Gene Ontology annotation, molecular function: iron ion binding; oxidoreductase activity, acting on paired donors, with incorporation or reduction of molecular oxygen; heme binding. The record is from RefSeq and is a predicted model, not a curated record. NCBI's taxonomy places the organism in Eukaryota, Fungi, Ascomycota, Dothideomycetes, Mycosphaerellales, Mycosphaerellaceae.
CUCGAACUGCUCAGCUGAGUAUCAGGAUACGAUAUACACUCAGUGUCGAUCGUUUUUGCCUCUUUGCAAAGAUGAAGACGAUGUCAAUGGAUGCCACAGCACUGGAGCCACUUUCGAUCAAGGCAUUUUUGCUUCUCUUGUUGCCAGUCUACCUGGUAGGCAGGAUCAUAUAUGCCUUGGCAUUCGACAAGCUGAGACACAUUCCUGGCCCUAAACUCAACGCUGUGUCGCGCAUACCUUACGUUCGUCACCUCAUCCGAGGGACCACUGUCGAGAACGUCGUCGCACUGCACCGCAAAUAUGGAAGCGUGGUGCGAGUCUCUCCAAACGAAAUUUCGUUCACGAGUGCAGACACCGCUUGGCCAGAUAUUUAUGGAUUCAGGACCGGCAAGUUGAAGGGCCACCUCAAUACGCAGAAAGAUCCAGUCUGGUAUCCGGCGCCAGUCAAUGGAGCCCCUUCAAUCUUGAUAGACAACGACGAGAACCACUCGAAGGGCCGGCGACUUCUCUCGCAUGCCUUCAGCGACAAAGCGCUGCACGAGCAGGAGUCACUCAUUCAGAAUUAUGUCGACCAACUAGUGGAUCGUCUCAAGGAAACGACAUCCGAGAACAGUCAAAAGCCUGUGGACUUGACCAAAUGGUACAACUGGACCACAUUCGACGUGAUUGCCGAUUUACUCUUCGGUGAGCCCUUCGGUUGUCUUCAGGAUAUGACCACGCACAAGCACAUCAAGCUCUUGUUUGACUCGGUCAAAUCCUUUCGAUUUUUGUAUAUUCUUGGCUACUACCCCUUCGUCAAAUAUCUUCGAGGUCUCAUCGUGGACCCCGAUCUGCUCGCCAAACGUGCCGAGUACAUGAACUGGGUCAGCAGCCAAGUCACAAAGCGCAUAGGAAGGGAAACAGACCGACCAGACUUCAUGACUCAUAUUCUCGCACAUAAUGAUGGCUCGAAGGGCCUGGAGAUGAAGAAAGACACGCUCGACUCGAACGCGAACUUGAUCUUGACCGCUGGCUCUGAGACUACAGCGACUUUGCUCUCCGGCGCGACAUACUUGCUACUCAAGAACCCAGACAAAUUACAUCUCCUGCAGGAAGAAGUCCGCGGACGCUGGAAAGAAUACAGCGACAUCACAUUGGCCGAAGUCAACUCCGCGCCGUACCUCAUCGCAACACUCAACGAAUGCCUUCGCUACUUUCCUCCGGUCCCCACGGGCUUCGAGAGACGAAUCCAAAGGGGAGGCGAGUUCAUCAGCGGGGUUUACGUGCCAGAAGGGACCGCAGUACAAGUAUCACAAUUCCCAGCUCAUCAUUCGGAAGACAAUUUCAAGGACGCAGAGAAAUUUGUGCCUGAGAGAUGGCUGGAUGACGAUAGAUCCUCGGCGUAUGCUGAAGACAAGAAGAACGCGAUGCAGCCCUUCUCGUUUGGUCCACGGAAUUGUCUGGGGAAGAACCUAGCCCUUGCAGAGAUGCGUCUGAUCGUUGCCAAAAUGAUCUGGACAUUCGACAUGGAACUGGAUCCGAGCAGUGACGACUGGAUCGAUCGCUGUCGUGUGUUUACGCUGUGGGACAAGCCAGAGCUAGCGGUCAAGCUGACGCCUGUGAACCGCCCUUGA